AUGUAUCUACUGAUUUACAUUCUCUUUACAUUUAUACUCACAACCCUUGCAUCCAAAACCCAUGAAUUCAAUUGGGAUAUAUCUUGGGUAGAUUCAAAUCCCGAUGGAUUACAUCCACGGCGUAUGAUUGGGAUAAAUAAUCAAUGGCCAUUACCUACUAUUAGAGUAUCUAAACAUGACAGAGUCAUAAUUCACAUAACCAACAAUUUAGGAGACCGUAAUACUUCCUUACAUUUCCAUGGAUUAUUUAUGAAAGGAUAUGCAGCUCAUGAUGGACCUGAAUUUGUCACACAAUGUCCUAUUCCUCCAGGAGCUACUUUUACUCAUGAUUUCAAUGUUGGUGAACAAACUGGUACAUUCUGGUAUCAUUCUCAUACUGGAUCACAAUAUGGAGAUGGAUUGAGAGGGAUCUUUAUUAUUGAAGAUGAUUAUGGAGUAGAAUAUGAUGAAGAGGUUGUAUUGUCGAUUGGAGAUCAUUAUCAUUUAGAAAGUUUGGAAAUUAUGAAAUCAUUUAAAUCAAGAUUUAAUCCAACUGGAGCAGAACCAAUUCCUCAAAGUAGUUUAUUUAAUGAAACUAGAAAUGUUACUUGGGAAGUUCAACCCGAUAAGACUUAUUUCUUGAGAUUAGUUAAUAUGGGUUUAUUUGUUUCACAUUACGUAUAUAUUGAAGAUCAUUCCUUUACAAUUCUAGAGGUUGAUGGGAUCAAAGUUGAACCAUAUACUGUUGAAUCAUUAUAUAUAUCAGUAGCGCAGAGAUAUGUUGUUUUAGUUCAUACUAAAGCAAAAUCACAGGCUAAACCAAAUUACAGAUUUGUUAACAUAUUUGAUCAAGAAAUGUUAGAUUUCAUUCCAGUUGGUUUAGAAUUAGUAUCAACUAAUUGGGUGGUCUAUGAUAAGUCAGAACCACUAUUGAAACCAUUGCCACCUUAUGACUAUGACAAAGCUGUAGAUCGUUUAACUAAAUUCAAUGAUUUCCAUUUAAGACCAGUUGGAGAUAUUAAAUUAUUACCAGAACCUGAUAUUACUAUCCAAGUGAAUUUCUCAAUGGAAGUACUUGGUGAUGGAGUUACUUAUGCCCUCUUUAAUGGAAAGACAUAUACUCCACCAAAAGUGCCCACACUUUAUAGUGUUUUAUCUUCAGGUGAACAAGCAACUAAUCAAUUAGUAUAUGGUACAAAUACCAAUUCAUUUAUAAUUCAAGGCAAUGAAGUUGUUGACAUUGUUUUAAAUAAUCAUGAUCCUGGAAAGCAUCCUUUCCAUUUACAUGGACAUGCAUUCCAAGUAAUUUCAAGAUUUAAUACUGAUGAUGAAGAAAAUCCAAUUAGUUUUGAUCCCAAUAAUAAAACCAUGACUAAUUAUCCUAAAUAUCCUUUGAUUAGAGAUACUGCUCAAGUUGAACCUAAUGGAUUUAUUGUACUUAGAUUUCAAUCGAAUAAUCCUGGUGUUUGGUUUUUCCAUUGUCAUUUAGAUUGGCAUUUAGAACAAGGAUUAGCGAUAUUGUUGAUUGAAGAUCCGAUGGAAUUACAGAAAUCACAAUCAAAGAUCCCCCAGAAUCAUAUUGAUGUAUGUAAUGCUGCGGGAGUUCCAUAUAAAGGAAAUGCAGCUGGUAAUGCUGAAGAUUUCUUGGAUUUAACAGGAGAAAACUUGCAAUUUAAAGAUUUACCUUUAGGGUUUACAUUAAAAGGUUAUAUCGCUUUUAGUGUUUGUACAUUAUUUGCAAUUUAUGGGUUAUUUUCAAUUUAUAAAUAUGGUAUGGAAGAUGUUAGUAAAGAUAAUUCAAUUGUGGUUAUUGAAAGAUUAUACCGUAUUCUUGAGGAUGCAGGUAUCAUUGGUUUAUAUACCACCUUCAGUUUGAUUGAAAAAGGAGUCAAUCCAAAAGAAAUCACAAUUAUCGCCCAACAUUUACCUGGGGAUGAAUCUAUAAACUAUACUUCUCCAUACGCAGGUGGUAACUUUUCAUGUAUCACCGGUGAUGACCCAGAAACUUUAGAAUAUGACAGAUAUACCUAUGUUAAUGUCGGACGUGUUCAAAGGGCCGUUGGUGGGGAAACUAAAGGAUUAGAUAGAUAUCCUUCUAUUGAAAUGUGGGAUAAGAAACCUUCUCAAAAGAAGAUCGACUCUUUGGCUAGUUAUUUAGAGGAUUAUGAAGUUAUCCCAACUAAAGAUUUACCUAAUGGAGUUGAAUUUGGGAUUAAAUUCUUAUCUUGGAAUUUCAAUUGUCCAAAAUUCUUAUUUAAUUUCCAACAAUAUUUAGAAAGACAAGGUGUUACAUUCAUUAGAAGAGAAUUAACCCACAUUGUCCAAGCUUACAUUUCUGGCUCAACCAAAAACGUUAUCAAUUGUAGUGGUAUUGGCGCUAGAUCUCUUGGCGGUGUUGAAGAUAAGAAUGUAUACCCCGCAAGAGGACAAGUUGUCGUUAUCAAAGCUCCUCAUAUUAUGGAAAAUAAAAUGAGAUGGGGUGAUGAUUAUGCCACUUAUAUUAUCAAAAGACCAUAUUCUCAUGAUCAAUUGAUCUUGGGUGGAUUUUUCCAAAAGGAUAAUUGGACCGGUGAUACUUUUAAAUCAGAAUCUGAAGAUAUUCUUAAAAGAACUACUGAAUUAUUACCUAAGAUUUUAACUGAAAAUCCUCAUGGUUCAAAGAUUUCUGAUUUGGAAAUUAUUAGAGUUGCUGCUGGUUUGAGACCAAGUAGACAUGGUGGGGCUAGAAUUGAGAAGGAAAGAUUCGAUGAAGGGAAAGUCUUGAUUCAUAAUUAUGGUGCAAGUGGAUAUGGAUAUCAAGCAGGGUUUGGUAUGGCUCAUAGAGCUGCAAAGUUAGCAGUUGAAGGAAGUAAAUUGUAG
Molecule: messenger RNA, 2838 nt
Organism: Hemisphaericaspora subhashii
Lineage: Eukaryota; Fungi; Ascomycota; Pichiomycetes; Serinales; Debaryomycetaceae
Exons: 2
Coding region: 1-2838 (945 amino acids)
Biological process (GO): cellular response to iron ion starvation; reductive iron assimilation
Molecular function (GO): D-amino-acid oxidase activity; ferroxidase activity; copper ion binding
Source: RefSeq, a predicted model, not a curated record